Molecule: messenger RNA, 2589 nt
Organism: Centruroides sculpturatus (bark scorpion)
Lineage: Eukaryota; Metazoa; Arthropoda; Arachnida; Scorpiones; Buthidae
Product: IQ and AAA domain-containing protein 1-like
Exons: 16
Coding region: 69-2279 (736 amino acids)
Molecular function (GO): ATP hydrolysis activity; ATP binding
Source: RefSeq, a predicted model, not a curated record
AGAACGUUGCCAAGCAACCGAAGAAUCGAUCAUAAACAAACAUUCGAUAAGAAUGAACUAAUUUUAAAAUGUCAAAUAAAUUGUAUCAAUCAUUGUGGAAAGAUGUACAGAAUUCACUUAGAUUUAUUUUAGAUGAUGAUAAACCAGUUUCUCCUGAAAAAGAUUUGCAGAACACAUUUAAUAGAAUAGCUAUUUUAUAUUUGAGAUACAUAAAAAUUGUCAAAAACUUGGAAAAAUGUUACGAUCAAAUUAUUCAACCACAGAAAAUAUUAACAUUCAGAAAGAUAUUAGAGGGAGUGAUUGGACGUAUUUUGGAAUUGAAGGCAGAAUUAGUUAAAAUAGAAAAUCAAGAGUUUCAUUUUAUAAAUAAUCUUCUCUUAGAUAUGAGAAUGAUUCCAAAGGAUUUGGAAUUACCUAUUCCAAAAUGGUAUUUGUUACCGAAAGAAGAAGAGGUUGAAAUAAUUUAUCAAAAAGGUUUCCAGAAAACUUCAAUAAAUAAAAUUAAUAAGGCAAAUAAUGAUAUAAUUGAGUGCUUUGAUGAUGCAGCAGUUUUAAUUCAAAAUCAUGAAAGAUCAAGACAAUGCAGAGCAAAGUAUCUUAAUGUCAGGAUAAAAAAGAAAAAAGACAAUAAAAUGUGUUCAUCUAUGGAAUAUGAGAAUGCAGCAUUUUUAAUUCAAAAAAAUUGGAAAUUAUACAGUACUAGGAAGAAAAAUAAAGUUAACUUAAUUAGAGAAAAAAAAUUGCUUGGAAUGCUAUCUUCAACAAUAUUACCAGCAGACAUAAAAACAACAUAUAAUGGUGAUUUGGAACAGCACAGAGAAUUACAGCAUAAAAUGAAAGCAGAAAACUUAAAACUAUAUGAAAAAUCUCUUGUUGAUAUUAAGAUGCAAAUAAGAUUACAAGAAUCAGAUGACAUGAAAGAAAAAUUAAAAGAUGAUAUCCGAAAAUGGUAUCUUUCAUACAGAAGUAAACAUAGCACUUAUCCCAAUUUUCCAUCUGAAAAAGAAGGUGGUUCAAAUUUGAUUUUUCAUCCUCAAACAGUAGAACAAAAUAAAACUCCAGAAAAUGUUGUUACAUCCCAUUCCAGUUGUGUUCCACUUAUUAUUGAAGGAUGUCUUGAAUACAAAACUCUAUGGGAAAAUCAAAAUGAAAUAAAUAAUGAUCUUCAGUUGUAUGAAAAAGAAAUGAUAAGGCAACAAAAGUUUAUAGAAGUGAAGGAAGAAGUUCGAAUGCAAGUUGAUGAAAUAAUGAGAUUUGAAUUAGAAGUUUUAAAAGUGGCUCUAGCAAAGGAUAAAGGAAUAAAGUUAAAAAAAAGAAAGGGAAAAGUAAGAGGAAAGAAAACUAAAAAGAAGAGAGAUUUGACAGCAGAUAGAUCUUUAGAAUCCUUAUAUAAAGAAUUGUUGGAUAAUGGUAUAAUUAUAAAGAGUGUUCCUACAAGUUUGGAUGAUUAUUUUGGUGAUUACAAUUUUAUUGGCUCAUCAUUGUUAAGUCAAGGAAUUGAACCAGUUUGGCAUUAUUGUGCUGAUAUAAAACAUAUUAUUAUUGCAUAUUGCAUUCUUCCUUUAAGUAAUCCUAAUGUCCAUAAACUUACUCCACUUAUAAAAUCUAUACUUUUUUUUGGUCCUCAUGGUGUUGGAAAGAAAUUCUUAGUUAAUGCAAUAUGUUCAGCAACACAAUCCAUAAUAUUUGAUUUAUCUCCAGAAAAUAUUAUUGGAAAAUAUCCAGGAAAAGCAGGUUCAAAAAUGCUUAUGCAUCUUGUUGAAAAAGUGGGUAAAGCAUUUCAGCCAGCUGUUGUCAUUGUGAAAAAUGCUGAAAAAUCAUUUAUGAGAAAAUUACCAAAAACUGAUAAGUCUGAUCCAAAACAGCUAAAAAAACAUUUGAUAAGCUUUGUAAAAUCAAUUAAACCUUCAGAUCGUAUUUUAUUAUGUGGUAUUACUGAUGCACCAUUUAAUGUAAGUGAUAUGAAGGGAUUAAAUGCUACUUAUCAGAAAAUCAUUUAUGUUCCACCUCCAGAAUUUGGAAGUCGACAAAUUAUUUGGAAGAAUUUAAUUCUUCAAGCAAAGGGUGAAAUAACUCCACAGCUGCACUUACCAACUCUUUCUAAAAUUUCUGAUGGAUACACAGGAAGUCAAAUAAAAUUAGCUGUUCAAAAGACAUUAAUAUCAAGAAGAAUUGGUGUGCUAAAAGAAGCUCCUUUAUCAGAAAUAGAAUUUAUUGAACCAUUAAGUAAAUAUGUACCUCUUUAUAAUGUUGAAAUUGAAGCUUAUAAGGUAAAAUAAAACUUAUUUUACUAUAUUUAUUUUGUAUAAAUUUAUAAUUUGAAGUAAAUUUUGAAGUGAAUUUAUAUAUAUAAUUUGUAUAAUUUAUAUAAAUUAUACAAAUUAUAUAUAUAUAAUUUAGUGCGCUCAAGAUAAAAGUGCUAAAGGGAUGUAUAAAUAAAACUGUGUACUCAAAUGUACUGAAGAGGGACCUUUUUUAGAAAAGGACCGAAAUGCAUCUAUAGUAAUAGAAUAAAGUGAAAUCAUUGGCUAAAGCUGUGUGAUAGUCUACCGCCAAUAUUAAAAUUUACAUUUUAAGUGCGGAUUUACA